AUGGGUAGAGCAAAUUAUGGCUACUAUAGGAGCACUAUAUUUUUGGCCAUGUUUGUUGGCUACACACUUUACUACUUCAACAGAAAAACAUUAUCUUUUGUGAUGCCUUCGCUGAUGCAGGAAAUUGAACUGGACAAGGAUGAUCUGGGCAUGAUAACCAGCAGUCAGUCUUUGGCCUACGCUAUCAGUAAGUUCAUCAGUGGAGUCCUUUCAGACCAGAUCAGUGCCCGCUGGCUUUUCUCCAUUGGAUUGUUUUUGGUGGGAGGCAUCAAUGUGGUCUUUUCCUGGUCAUCCACUGUGGCCGUGUUCUCUGCCCUAUGGUUCCUCAACGGCUUGGGCCAGGGCUUCGGCUGGCCUCCCUGUGGCAGGGUGCUGCGCAAGUGGUUCGAGCCCUCUCACUUCGGAACAUGGUGGGCAAUCCUGUCAUGCAGCAUGAAUCUGGCCGGCAGCUUGGGCCCGAUUAUCGCCUCAGUUCUGGCCCAGAGUUACAGCUGGAGGACCAUCCUGUGCAUGUCCGGAAUGAUCGGUGUCGUACUCUCCUUUGUUUGCCUGUUGGUAAUCAAAAAUGAACCCAAGGACGUGGGGUUACCUAAUCUUGGAGUGGCAGACAAGAAGAGCAAAGGGGAGUCUUCUAGCAAUGAGAGCACCCUGUCUGAGUUCUUGCUCUCACCUUACCUGUGGCUCGUUUCCGUGUCCUAUCUGGUGGUUUUUGGGGUGAAGACAGCCUGCACCGACUGGGGACAGCUGUUUCUCAUUCAGGACAAAGGACAGUCUACGCUAAUGGGUAGCUCAUACAUGAGUGCGCUGGAGUUGGGAGGCCUUAUAGGCAGCCUGGCAGCAGGUUAUUUCUCUGACAAAGCUGUGGCCAAACAAGGCAUAAAAAUGUACGGCAAUCCUCGCCAUUAUGUCCUGAUCCUUAUGAUGGCAGGCAUGUUCGUGUCCAUGUACCUGUUUAGAGUCACAGUCACUCCAGACAGCCCGAAGGUGUGGAUACUCUUUUUGGGUGCUGGUUUUGGUUUCUCCUCCUAUGGGCCAAUAGCCUUGUUUGGUGUGAUUGCCAAUGAGAGCGCUCCGUCCAACUACUGUGGGACAUCACAUGCUAUUGUGGCCCUCAUGGCUAACAUCGGUGGCUUCCUCUCUGGGCUUCCAUUCAGCACCAUUGCCAAACAUCAUGGCUGGGAAACGGCCUUCUGGGUUGCAGAGAUUUUCUGCGGCAUCACAGCUGUCUGCUUCUUCCUGCUGCGUAACAUCCGCUCUAAGAUGGGUCACGUAUCUAAGAAAUCAGACUAAGACAUGCUAAUUUCCCUCAAAAAGAUAAAUAUGAAGCCUUUGUUGUAUUACCCUGUUUUUUAAACACAUUUUUAUACUCCUCGUGUUAUUUUCAGCAUGAAAAAUGAAGCUGGGGAUGAAGCUGGGACAUGCUUUUAUCCAAAAACUGCUACACUCUCAAUUUAACUAUACAUUUAUCUGAACUUCAACUUUGGAGUUCCUACCAGAGAGGAGUCGACUCAAGCAGCUAAUUAUUUUAAUAACAGAAACUAGUCCUAAUAUUUUCAACUUUUUAUAAAAUAAAAAAUCAAGACUUGAAUAAAUAAUUGUGGCCUUCAGUGUUAUGAGUUACCUUGCAAACAAACCUAACAGUUGAAAUAUUGAGUUUAAUAAAAAUUUACCCAAAAAAU
Syngnathus acus (greater pipefish) is the source of this 1679-nucleotide messenger RNA. It is a transcript of the gene slc37a4a, whose product is annotated as solute carrier family 37 member 4a. The coding region runs from base 1 to 1290 and encodes 429 amino acids. Gene Ontology annotation, biological process: glucose-6-phosphate transport; phosphate ion transmembrane transport. Lineage: Eukaryota; Metazoa; Chordata; Actinopteri; Syngnathiformes; Syngnathidae. Gene Ontology annotation, cellular component: endoplasmic reticulum membrane. Gene Ontology annotation, molecular function: glucose 6-phosphate:phosphate antiporter activity. The record is from RefSeq and is a predicted model, not a curated record. The transcript has 8 exons.